AUGGUAGGGAUCAGGGAGAUUGGUCGAACAGGGACACCUGUUGCCAAAGCUAUUUACAACAAAAUUUCUAAUCAAUUUGAAAGCAGCUUCUUUCUUGCAAAUGUUAGAGAAAUGUCGAAGCAAAACAGGGCUGUUGAACAACAAGAAACACUUCUGUCUCAGAUACAGGAGAGAAAAUUUAUAGCUGGGAAUCUCUAUUCAGGAAUGUUGGGAUUUGCCAUUAUUGGGCAACCUACCCUAAGGAAUUGCUUUGGUACAGACAGUAGAAUCAUUAUUACGAGAAGAUAUGAACAUUUGCUGUUUUCCCAUGGAGCGGAAACACUACACAAGGUGGAGGAACUAUGUCCCAUUGAUGCAUUUAGAAAAACCCAACCCUCUGAGGCUUUUGUGGAGCUUUGCCUUGAUGUUGUAAGAUUUUCAAACACUUCUCAGCAGAUUCAGAUUGAAAUUUCUUGCCACUCUGCUGCUUACUGCCUAAGAGAAACUGGAGGCCUUUCCGGAUAUUGUGGAAGAGAUGCCCUGUUUUGA
Messenger RNA from Populus trichocarpa (black cottonwood), 528 nucleotides. RefSeq lists its product as uncharacterized. The transcript has 2 exons. The coding region runs from base 1 to 528 and encodes 175 amino acids. NCBI's taxonomy places the organism in Eukaryota, Viridiplantae, Streptophyta, Magnoliopsida, Malpighiales, Salicaceae. The record is from RefSeq and is a predicted model, not a curated record. Gene Ontology annotation, biological process: defense response.